Messenger RNA from Arctia plantaginis, 864 nucleotides. The record is from the annotation of a GenBank genome assembly. Lineage: Eukaryota; Metazoa; Arthropoda; Insecta; Lepidoptera; Erebidae.
AUGCAAAACAUUCUCAUCUUCAUCGCCAUCCUGGCAACGGCAGCCGCGGCUCCAGCGUAUUUUCUGACUGAAGAACCUCACGUCUACCACGCAGUACCCUUGACUUCAAAGUCGACCUACACCCAGAGUAGCCAAGUUAUCGACCACGGAAGCACUUUCAUCCAUGCACCUGUUGUCCACUCUCCUGUCGUUCCCUUGGCCCACGCAAAGACCACCAUUACGAAAGCCAAUCAAGUUGUCAACCAUGGUGGUUCUGCAGUAUUGCAUCCAGUGAAUACUGUCUACACUCCCGUAGUCCACACUCCAGUAGUCCACAUGCCUGUGGUAUAUCACUCAUCGCCUCUCGUAACCCUGAAGACUGCGGCCGCCGCGGCACCAGCAUAUCUCUUGGCCCAAGAUCCUCACGUCUACCACGCGUUACCCUUGACGUCCAAGUCUACGUACACCCAGAGUAGCCAAGUCAUCGACCACGGAAGUACUUUCGUCCAUGCACCUGUCGUCCACCAUGUACCUCUGGUCCAUACAAAGACCACUUUAACUAAAGCCAACCAAGUUGUCAACCAUGGUGGCUCUGCAGUUUUCCAUCCAGUAAAUACUUACGAAGUUAUGCCUGUGCAUGGAAUAUACCAUGUUCCUUCAAAAACUACCGUGACCAAAAGCAGUCAGGUAGUUAAUCAUGGAGGAACUGCUGUUGUACACGCUCCAGUGGCGCAUGCUACUGUGGUCCACACUCCUGUGGUGUAUCACUCAUCACCUCUCGUAACCCUGAAGACUGGUGAUUCAGCUAUCAGUCACCAAAGUUCUACUGUUCAUGAAACUGUACCUGUAGUUAAAUCUUUGCCAUUCGUUGCUAUUCAUCAUUAA